AAAGUUAAAACUGAAUUGCGUUUUCGUUCGAAUAAACCAAGAAGGAAAUAUUCUCUCCUCUUUUAAUUCAUUAAAUCACCGGACCUCAAGAUUUGGUAGAGUUCAAAGUAAAUCCAACCAAGCUAGAACGCAAGGGAGGCAACGUUUCAACGGAAUCACGUCAAACUCGUGACAUCUUUUCAGAGUGAUUCAAACGGAAUUCACUGGUACCAAGUAAGAAAGAAUUCAAUUGUCUAAAAUGAGAUAGGAAAAAAGGAAGGAAUGAAGAAGGAUAAAACGAGAGAAAGGUGAUUAGAAGUGGUAUUAGAGGUCAUGUCAUCGUCUUUCUCAUCGUCUUUGUCAGUGGUAGCAUUGGUCUACGAAUCGAAGAAGAAUACCGGCCGUUGGUGGUUUUGAGGGUGUGUUGGAUAGAAUAUGUGGUAGGAGGGUGAAAGAGAGAAACGAAGAGAGAAAGAGAGGUGGGUGGUGAGAAGGAAAGAAGAGGGAGCAAUGUUACAGAGGCAUGAACACCAGGUGGCGCACGUACCAGCAAGAAAAUCGAUACUUAUCGUCUCGGGGAGUACAGUCGUGCGUCUUCCAGUACGCGACUCGUGUGCACGAGUACGGUUUCGUGAAUUACGCUCUCGAGCUCCUCGUUGUGAAGAACUUUGGCAGCGAGACGUGGGAUGAAAUAAAGAAAGAUGCUGCCAUUAAUAUGGAUGGACAAUUUCUAGUACGACAAAUUUAUGACGAUGAAAUUACUUAUAAUCUUAUAGGAGCGGCUGUCAAUCGAUUGAACAUUCCUGCAAAUGAUAUAUUGGAACUUUUCGGUCGAAUGUUCUUCGACUUCUGUCAGGAUUCUGGAUAUGACAAAAUCCUUCAAGUUCUAGGGGCAACACCCAGAGACUUCUUGCAGAAUCUAGAUGCUCUUCACGAUCAUUUGGGUACUUUGUAUCCUGGAAUGAGGGCACCAUCUUUUCGAUGUACAGAAAGACCAGAAGAUGGUGCUUUGGUAUUGCACUAUUACUCGGAUCGACCGGGUUUGGAACACAUUGUUAUUGGAAUUGUUAAGACCGUGGCGAAAAAGCUUCACGGGACAGAUGUGGAUAUGAAGAUCCUAAAGACGAAAAAUGAAUGUGAUCACGUGCAAUUCUUGAUAACCAAUACAUCGGGACCUGGUGUCGUUUCCAAUUCUAUGAUCGUUGAACAUGAAAUGUUGUCUGCUGAACCAAAGGUGAGCCCCACUACGUUUUGCAGAGUGUUUCCUUUCCAUAUCAUGUUCGACCGGGAUCUCACGAUAGUGCAAACAGGCUACACCAUCACUCGUAUUUUACCACAGGUUUGCAGUGGUAAUUGCAAAUUAACCGACAUACUCUUUGCCGUCAGGCCGCAUUUGGAAUUAACAUUUGAAAACAUACUGUCACACAUAAACACUGUCUACGUGUUGAGGACUAAAAAGGGAAUGAUGCGAGUUGCAUCCUCGGAAGAGUACGCGUAUCUACGUCUUAAGGGUCAAAUGUUGUACAUACCUGAGAGCGAUCUGACGAUUUUCCUCUCUUAUCCAAGUGUCAUGAAUCUUGACGACCUUACGAGACGUGGUCUGUACCUAAGCGAUGUACCAUUACACGAUGCAACGAGGGACCUCGUCUUGAUGUCGGAACAAUUCGAAGCGGAUUAUAAGUUGACAAGAAACUUGGAAUUACUCACCGAUAAGCUGCAGCAGACGUAUCGCGAACUCGACGGUGAGAAGCAGAAAACCGACAGGUUAUUAUAUUCUGUAUUACCGAUUUCCGUGGCGAAUGAACUUCGACAUUCGAGGCCAGUACCUGCAAAAAAAUAUGAUUGCGUAACACUUCUCUUCUCGGGAAUCGUUGGUUUUGGAGCUUAUUGUGCGGCUCAUACUGAUUCUAGUGGUGCUAUGAAGAUUGUUAACAUGCUCAAUCAACUGUAUACUGCUUUCGACGUCCUUACGGAUCCCAAGAAAAAUCCCAACGUUUACAAGGUUGAAACAGUGGGCGACAAAUAUAUGGCUGUGAGCGGAUUACCGGAACCGUGUCGUUGUCAUGCACGAUGUAUAGCACGACUUGCACUCGAUAUGAUGGAUCUUGCCGCAGAUGAGGUACAAAUCGAUGGAGAACCUGUGAAAAUCACCAUCGGUAUACACAGCGGCGAAGUUGUAACUGGUGUUAUUGGACAUCGUAUGCCACGAUAUUGUUUGUUCGGAAAUACUGUCAAUCUUACAAGUCGGACGGAAACUACCGGAGAACCUGGUAAAAUAAACGUUUCGGAGAAUGCUUACAGGUAUUUGUGCAUGCCAGAGAAUCAAGAUCCUCAAUUUCUAUUGGAAUACAGAGGUCCAGUCACUAUGAAAGGAAAAUCCGAACCAAUGAACGUAUGGUUCUUGUCUAGAGAAGUGGAACUAAAUGCAUAAUUUGAUCAGCGAGUAGAAUAAUUCCAACUAUCCUUGAAACUAUCGUUACAGCAAUAAAAUGGGAGAUCCCUAUAGAAUA
Messenger RNA from Polistes canadensis, 2489 nucleotides. It is a transcript of the gene Gycbeta100B, whose product is annotated as guanylate cyclase soluble subunit beta-1. The record is from RefSeq and is a predicted model, not a curated record. Gene Ontology annotation, cellular component: guanylate cyclase complex, soluble. The transcript is spliced from 15 exons. Gene Ontology annotation, molecular function: guanylate cyclase activity; heme binding. Gene Ontology annotation, biological process: response to oxygen levels; cGMP biosynthetic process. NCBI's taxonomy places the organism in Eukaryota, Metazoa, Arthropoda, Insecta, Hymenoptera, Vespidae. The coding region runs from base 503 to 2410 and encodes 635 amino acids.